This is a messenger RNA of Tinamus guttatus (white-throated tinamou), 1218 nucleotides long. The record is from RefSeq and is a predicted model, not a curated record. Lineage: Eukaryota; Metazoa; Chordata; Aves; Tinamiformes; Tinamidae.
AUGGGGAGUGAUCGAUGCCACCAGCCGGGGACCAAAGGCCCCGGGAGGCUGUCGGAGCGAGGGCUGGGGCUUCGUGCUGCCCUGCGGGGCAGGUGGCGAGGGAGGUGUCCGUCCCACUGGGUCUCCGGUCGGCUGCGCGGGAUCGCGUGCAGGCCGGGGGCUUCCGUGGCCGUGAGCAGGCCCUGGGCACGCGGGGCUGCAGCGCGGGGGGACCUCACGCCCCUUCUUUCCCUGCAGCUGGACCCGCAGGCCGUGCAGACCAAGAACUGGCACAUGGACGUGAUCGAGAUGAAUGGGAUCAAGGUGGAAUUCUCCAUGAAGUUCACGAGCCGGGACAUGAGCCUGAAGAGGACCCCGUCCAAAAAGCAGACCGGCGUCUUUGGAGUCAAAAUCAGCGUGGUGACAAAGCGUGAGCGCUCCAAGGUGCCCUACAUCGUGCGCCAGUGCAUCGAGGAGGUGGAGAAGAGGGGCAUCGAGGAGGUCGGCAUCUACAGGAUCUCCGGCGUCGCCACGGACAUCCAGGCUCUCAAGGCAGCCUUCGAUGGGAAUAACAAGGACAUCCUGGUGAUGCUGAGCGACAUGGACAUCAACGCCAUCGCCGGCACGCUCAAGCUGUACUUCCGCGAGCUGCCCGAGCCGCUCCUCACUGACAGGCUCUACCCCGCGUUCAUGGAGGGCAUCGCCCUCUCGGAUCCUGCUGCCAAGGAGAACUGCAUGAUGCACCUUCUCCGCUCGCUGCCUGACCCCAAUCUCAUCACCUUCCUCUUUCUGCUGGAGCACUUGAAAAGGGUAGCUGAAAAGGAGCCCAUCAACAAAAUGUCACUCCACAACUUGGCCACAGUCUUUGGGCCGACAUUGCUGAGACCUUCGGAGGGAGAGAGCAAAGGACACCUCACCCUGGCCUCUGACAUCUGGUCGCAUGACGUGAUGGCCCAGGUCCAGGUCCUCCUCUACUACCUGCAGCACCCUCCCAUCUCCUUCACCGAGCUCAAGCGCAACACACUUUAUUUCUCCACGGACGUGUAGCUCGCAGCGGGGAGGCCCCAGCUGCGAACACUGCCAGCCUCCCUGCUGGGGGCCACGCACCGGCUCGCAGCCCCCAGGGAGGGCCGCCCGCGCCCGGACGGUGCCGCCUGCAGCUCCUCUAUGGCCGCGUCCCGGUGGCCCGGUCUCGCCCCAGGCGCUGAGCCCCUCUGUAAAGUAGUCGUGUCUUAUGUC